UGGCGUGCGUGUCGCACGCCCGUCCUUGUUUUGUUCAGGCGAGGAGGAAAAUAAUAUCCAUUGACUGACCGUCACUGUCACGUUAAACCUGACGCAAAAUUGCAGGCAUGACAGCAAAACGAGGCCUCAUCACUGACACGUUCAAGGUAGUGAAGAAGACAAAAAGAGAGGACAGAAGGGACAAAAAACCUCCUCCACCUCCCACUGCAGAUCCAGAACCUCCUUGCCUGAGUGAAAGAGAAACUGAUCUGCAAGACCUGAAAGACUUUGACCUGGACUGGCGCUUUGGGCCCUGCACAGGGAUCAGUCGGAUGAAGAGGUGGGAGAGGGCAGCUCUGCAUAUGCUGAACCCCCCACAGAUGAUUAAAGACAUUUUACUGAAGGAGAGCACAGACCCAGACUACUCAGAGAGCCUCUGGCAUAGCUAUCCCUUGUAAACAGAGUUGAGCAAGAAGAGUCGCUUCAAGAGAAAAACAAGGACAAUGACAAUAGUUGUUUGAUAGUUCAUUUUUACUUGUUGCUGCAUAAUUUUUACACUACAUUUUUAUUAAAAACUCUUUUGCAUUUUA
Electrophorus electricus (electric eel) is the source of this 569-nucleotide messenger RNA. It is a transcript of the gene pold4, whose product is annotated as DNA polymerase delta 4, accessory subunit. Lineage: Eukaryota; Metazoa; Chordata; Actinopteri; Gymnotiformes; Gymnotidae. Gene Ontology annotation, molecular function: DNA-directed DNA polymerase activity. The record is from RefSeq and is a predicted model, not a curated record. Gene Ontology annotation, biological process: DNA-templated DNA replication; DNA synthesis involved in DNA repair. Gene Ontology annotation, cellular component: delta DNA polymerase complex.